Molecule: messenger RNA, 1778 nt
Organism: Halichondria panicea
Lineage: Eukaryota; Metazoa; Porifera; Demospongiae; Suberitida; Halichondriidae
Exons: 6
Coding region: 60-755 (231 amino acids)
Source: RefSeq, a predicted model, not a curated record
AGGAAGUGGUUUAAUUGGCCAGCUAGCUAGAGUCAUAGAUGUAAAAAUAAUAACUCUCAAUGUCUCCUCUCAAUGUCUCUCUGCUGGUUCUGGCAUUCUGUUUGCUGCUUCAGUGUGGAGAUGUCAAGCCCAAUCCAGGACCAACAAGUACAAAUGCAGGAUAUGAAGCAAUGGUUGACUGUGCAGAAGAACUUGUGAGCUCCCUAUCUACAGAUCCAAAAGGAUUUGCUAUCUCUUUGUUUAGCAAGCGAUUGAUAUCUCCUCACGUACUUGAGCAGACAAAUGAGCUGAAUGAAACUAACACUGAAAAGGCAGGAAGACCGUACACUGAAGUAUUGAAAAUAGUGCAGCGAUGUCUUGAAGAAUAUAAGACCUUUGUUGGUAGACUUGAAGACCGAAAACAUUGUAAUGAUAUCGUUCAAAAACUUGGCCAAAAAUACGCUCUUCACGUAGAGGAAGAUGCCAGACGGAGAGAAGUUAUUCCCCAUGAAAGUGAAAAUGGUGGUGCUAUUGUUAGAAGUGAUUCUCUCGCUACAUCAGUCUUUAGCUCCCCACCCACUAGUCCAAUGUCCCUCGCUUCUUCACUAUCCUCUUCACUAACUGGAACUAUAUCUAUGAGGUCUAGUGAGGAAAAAGUAUUGAAUGCUCUUCGCAAGAGUAACUUGGUCAGUAUGGAGCAAUAUUUCUCUGACUUCACUGCUAGGAUUGCAAAACGUUUUACAGAAGAUACUAGUACUCACAAUAUUGAGAAAUAAGAAAUGCUUUGAAAUUCCAUUAUGGAGAAAUGCCCCAUAAAGAUAUUUGGGGUAUUUUUAAGUAUUUGAUCGAUAAGCAAUACUGGGACUGCUUUAAUAAUUAUGAGCAUCUUUUAUAUCUAAUUGAUACAUAUGGCAAUGGUGUCAUGAAAAAAGAGAAAGAAUUAAGGAUUUCUAAAUAGGAAAGAAUCAUUUUCGGUUGCAACUGAACUUCGAGAAUAUUUAUCAGAAAAAAGACAUCUACUUUCUUAAAAUCUAGAAAAUAAAGGACGACCAGCUACUAAACGUCGAAGAAGCAGUAAAGAAUAUCGUGACAAAUUAGGAGUGAAAUUAAACAUGAACAUAAGCGGAAAAACACUAAAAUACAUUGAGAACCUGUGGUCGAGAUUAUCAUACUUGGGUUUGCCUAAGAUUGGGGUAAUUCUGGACAGUAUCAUUGAUGGAUCUAUUCAUAUCUUUUGGACCAUACUUCUUCCAAUCAUUGCUCUAAAUUUUCGAAAGAAGGCUACGCAGCCUGGAGCAGCUGAGUUUUUUAAGAAGAAUAGAAUUGUUCAAGUAACCCUAAAUGAUGAUUGCAUUUAUUAAGCUGAAGAUUUAACUCCUUCAAUUACAAAUAAGCUGCCAACAUCGGAAUCUAUUGAAGAAGAGCCAGCUGAGCUGAGUGGAUCAGAGGACGAGCCGGGUGAAACACAGGAUGAUGAAACUGUAAUAGUCGAACAAUCUCUUGAGGAGGAGGAGUCUACAGUGAAUGAUGUAGCUGAUGAAGUGAAGAGCAAAAAAAAGGAUUCUGUAGAAAAAGACAUCAGUGAUGAGCCUGUGAAAAGUGAACCACCCGCUAAAGAAAAGAGUACUGGCAUUCUGUCUACAUGGGCUAGAAAAUUCAAAGAAAAACGCCUUUUUAAAAAGAAGACAAUCUCGGAUAAGUUACUGGCAGAAUGUCGCAGUAAAAAAGCUGACAUUGAAGUGGUGAGAGGCUACCUGGAGAGAGAAGACUGUGACGUCAAUAUCAGGGAAAAUGAUGAC